Messenger RNA from Effrenium voratum, 1049 nucleotides. NCBI's taxonomy places the organism in Eukaryota, Dinophyceae, Suessiales, Symbiodiniaceae. The record is from the annotation of a GenBank genome assembly.
CCUCCCCUCCCUCCCCUCCCUCUCCCAGCCGCGCGAAGCGUCCGCGAUGACCGAGUCUCUAGGGUGGCACUGCAUUGUUGUGGAGCAUUUCAAUGCAGGGGCCGGGCAGCGUCAGCACACCAAGUUCCGGGCGCAGUUCAGCACCUGCGGGCGCCCGCCCCAGGACCUGAUCUUCCGCUUCUCCCAGGUGGAUCAGCUGCUGGCCCGCUUAACGCAGAUGCCCGAGCUUCGCGACCUCGCCUUGCCAAGGCUGCCGCCUAAGGUCACCUGGCGGUCCUUGUCAUCCGGCCGCUUUGAUGACAGCUUCCUGCAGGACAGGCAGGCGGGCCUCACCAAGUUCUUCGAGGACCUGGCGGCGGUGCUGAACGCCAAGUACGCCGAGGUGGGCGACGUGCUGGAGCUGUGCGAGCCACUGGGCGAGUUUGUGGCAGUGGCUGCGCGGGCGGGGACUGCUGCAGAGGUGGCGGCCGUGGCGGCAGAGGAGGCGGCGGUGCGUCGGGAGGAGGACCGGCAGAUCAUCGCCUCGCAGAACGAGGAGUACGAGGAGAGCCUCCGCCAAGACGAGCUGCGGCGCAUCGCCGCGGCGGAGAAGGAGGCGGCGGCGCGCCAGGCGGCGCUGGAGGAGGAGCAGCGGCAGGCCGCCGUGGCCGCGCAGGCUGCCGCCCUGGUGGAGGAGAUCAAAGCGCGGCGGGCGCGGUUCGAAAAGGAGAACCCCGAGCCGGCGGCGGGCGAGGCGCAGGCGACGGUGCGCAUCCGCGCGCCCAGCGGCCAGACCAUCUGCCGGGCCUUUCCGGACUCCGCCAAGGUGUCGGCGCUCUUCGAGUUUGCCGCGGUGGCGGAGUGGGAGGGGCCCGGCCAUGGCCAAGCCUUUGACCUCAGAACCUCCUUCCCGGUGCAGAACCUCAAGGGGCGGGAAUCUGAGACGUUGAGGGAAGCGGGGCUUUGCCCCUCCACCACGCUGCUCGUGGCGCCCGAGGACUGAGCCCACUGCCAUUGGGACCCGGCGUUGGCGCCAGAGAAGCCACGCGCUCAACACAAAAAUUGAGGGG